AUGGUUUUGUUGUGUUGCAGGGUAUUGUUGGUGAGUAUAGUAUACUUGUUUUUUUUAUAAACUAAACUAAAAUAUACAACUUUAUAUCUAAAUUUCAGGAUUUUCCGUCGGAUUUCGAAUAUACAGCAUCAAAAGAAAGAAGUUCGUGUUUGAGUCAGAGGGUGAGUUACUUAGAUCAAUUCUGUAAUAAAUUUCGUAUUGACCUUAAACUGUGAAUCACCUUUUUUUUCAGCUGAAGGUUGGCAUUUCUUAAACCCUGAUACUCUUUUUCACUCGCGCACUAAAUCGGUAAGAUUUUUUUGGUUACGCUUAAAUGUUACGGUCGAUUCCAACUUCGACUGACAAACCUGCAACUCUCAGAAAUAGCUCAAAAUUUUCAUUAGGGUUCUUUAUAGUACCAGUAUCACAUACAAAAAAUCUUAGCUUGUGGUUUUGAGCUUUAAAAUUGAUAUAUUUAAAUUUUCCGCUAAUUUGGCAAAUUUGGCAUUGUGUUGCAAGCACUUUUUUGAUGUCCUAGAUAAGAUAGGCUAACAAAUUAAAAAUUGCAGGUUGAUUUAAAGCUUUUCUAUCAUUACAUUAAAGAAAAAUAGUUAAAUGUCAAAAAACGACAAAGUUAAAAGCCUGAAACACUAUGCCAAUUUGGCGGGAAAUUCAAAAAUCGAUUUUUUGAUCUCGGUUUUCUCAAGACUGGUCGCGAACCGCGACUUUGCAUAAGAAAAAAAGAAUAAGUAAAUUAUUCUUACAACAUGUGCAUGUUUCUUCGAAAUAUCAAGAUUCAAUAAUUUUUCAGUUUUUGGUCUACAACAAACAGACAGACAGCUGGAUUGAAGUUAAAACCUAUCCCGAAGAGCUUAAGCUAAUGACAUCUAAAAAUUACCUUGACGGUGAUAGAAUGCGACCGCUCAAAGUUAUGGAAACAACAAUGUAUUCUGAUAAUCAAACGGUUUCUAAGUAA
Molecule: messenger RNA, 955 nt
Organism: Bursaphelenchus okinawaensis
Lineage: Eukaryota; Metazoa; Nematoda; Chromadorea; Rhabditida; Aphelenchoididae
Source: the annotation of a GenBank genome assembly